Molecule: messenger RNA, 1900 nt
Organism: Drosophila ananassae
Lineage: Eukaryota; Metazoa; Arthropoda; Insecta; Diptera; Drosophilidae
Gene: Trm1
Product: probable tRNA (guanine(26)-N(2))-dimethyltransferase
Exons: 4
Coding region: 76-1824 (582 amino acids)
Biological process (GO): tRNA N2-guanine methylation
Cellular component (GO): nucleus
Molecular function (GO): RNA binding
Source: RefSeq, a predicted model, not a curated record
CCCAGUGUAAACAGAACAUUAAAAAUAAAGGUUGGCGGCAACCCUGCCACACGUGUCUGGUUUAGCGCCUACCAAAUGGAUGUGGAUGAGGGAAAACAGCAGGUUGUCAUUGAGGAGAAUCCCAAUGAGCAUGUGAUUCGUGAACGAAACGCCGAGAUUGUAUCCGGCGGGAAUGUAUUCUACAACCCUGUUCAGGAGUUCAACCGGGAUCUCAGCAUCUCGGUGCUGAAUGUUUACCACAGGAUAUUGGUAAAGGAAAGAAUAGAAAAGGCGGCCAAAAAACAGCAGCAGCGGAAAAGGGCGAAAGAUGAAGAGAAGAAGGAGGUGAAGGAGAACGAAGGCGCACCCACGCUAGGACCUGAAGAAUCCCCCACUUAUGUGGCCGGAAAACGCUAUGAGGAUGGUAUGCGGAUCCUAGAGGCCCUAGCGGCCACUGGGUUACGGAGCAUCCGAUAUGCCCAGGAAAUCGCUGGUGUUCGCCAGAUUGUGGCCAACGAUCUGUCUCGACAGGCAGUGGCCUCCAUAAACAAGAACGUGCAGCACAACCAGGUGGAGGAGCUCAUCGAAGCGAGCCACGCGGAUGCGAUGACCCUCAUGUAUCUUUCAACUGCCCAAGAAAAGAGGUUCGAUGCCGUGGACCUAGACCCGUACGGAUGCCCGAAUCGUUUCCUGGAUGGUGCCAUUCAGUGCCUGGUUGAUGGAGGCUUGCUUCUUGUGACCGCCACCGACAUGGCUGUGCUGGCGGGGAAUGCACCGGAGGCUUGUUAUGUAAAGUACGGCUCAGUACCUCUGAGGAUGAAGUGCUGCCACGAGAUGGCACUGCGCAUCCUGUUGCACUGCAUUGAGAGCCACGCGAACCGGCAUGGAAAGUACAUUGAACCUUUGUUGAGUAUCUCAGCGGACUUUUACAUCCGUAUAUUUGUCCGAGUUCGUGUCGGCCAGGCGCAAUGCAAACUGUCGAUGAGCAAACAGUCGUGGAUGUAUCAGUGCACCGGAUGUGACACCUUCACAUUGCAGCCGUUGGGCAUCACCAAACCGAAUCCGACUGCAGGAAACCCACAGCAGCUAAAGUUUGGCAUACCCACGGGUCCCGCGGUGAAUUCCCAGUGCGAGCACUGCGGGCACAGGCACCACUUGGGUGGACCCAUAUGGUCGGCUCCGCUACACAACCCGGAAUUCGUAAACCAGCUUUUGGAGGCCGUCCAGGAAUCACCCUUGGAGUCUCUGGGCACUCAAAGGCGAAUAGUUGGUGUGUUGUCCAUGGUCCAGGAGGAACUUCAGGACGUGCCUUUAUACUAUACCCCGGACAAGCUGUGCUGUGUCCUCAAGCUGGAGAUUGUGCCCAUGCUGAAGUUCCGAUCGGCUUUGCUCCAUGCUGGCUAUCGUGUUUCCUACUCCCAUGCUUCGAAAAACUCUCUGAAAACAGACGCACCGGCUUCUGUACUGUGGGACAUCUUGCGCAGCUGGAGCAAGCGGCAUCCGGUCAAUCCGGAUCGAAUGAUUCCCGGUACUCCUCUGCAGGUGAUCCUUUCCAAACCACAUACCACGGAUUACGAUUUUGAUAAUCUACAUCCGGCUGCCAAUCCGAAAAGCCGUAAGUCGGCACUUUCCCGCUUCCAGGAGAAUCCCACGCCACACUGGGGACCAGGAACCAGAGCCACCAUUAUGAUUGGGGACAAUAAACAGCCCAAGAGCUAUCGUAACCAGAACAAGAAGCAGCGCCAAAAAGCGCUAGAGGGGGAGAACAAAGUCACUGCCCAAUCGGAGGAUUCAGAGGAAGUGGAGCAUCAAGCCAAGCAACCCAAGCUAGAUACCGCUUUAUGACAACAGCUCCACAAUUUCAUUUAAUUUACUUGGGGCUGAAAUGUGUGUACUAAAAAAAUGUAUUUUUAAAAAAUUA